Messenger RNA from Selaginella moellendorffii, 1887 nucleotides. Its product is annotated as pentatricopeptide repeat-containing protein At4g02750-like. Lineage: Eukaryota; Viridiplantae; Streptophyta; Lycopodiopsida; Selaginellales; Selaginellaceae. Gene Ontology annotation, molecular function: protein binding. Bases 1 to 1887 code for a protein of 628 amino acids. The transcript is spliced from 2 exons. The record is from RefSeq and is a predicted model, not a curated record.
AUGACACACAGAAGCAGUCUUCUCUCGUGGAGUGUCAUGCUUGGAACAUACUGCCGCAGUAAUCAAACUGAUCGAGCAAUCUCUCUUUUCAAUCUCAUGCCCAGGCAUGACACAGCCUUGUGUAAUUUGCUUCUUUCCGCAAUUGCCCAGACGGGGGAUUUUGUCAAAAGCAAAGAGUUCUUUGAGAGCAUGGCAUCGCGGGAUGUCAUCUCUUGGACAGCAAUGGCACAAGCUCUUUCAAACAUGAACGAGAUCUUUCUGGCAACUCUUGUGUUCGAAAGAAUGCCCGAAUGGAACAUUGUCGCCUGGAACUUGAUCACGGCAGCUCUUGUUCAAAACGGGGAAUUCGAAAAGUCGAAACAAAUGUUUGAUAGGAUGCCCAGGAGGAAUGUUGUAAGCUGGACAGCAAUGGCGUCGGCCUCAGGAAUCGAUUAUCACUGCGAGUUUUGCCAGAAAAUGCCCAUGCACGACACCAUUGCGUACAACUCAAUGAUUGCAGCAAUGGGUUCGGGUGGCCAACUGUGCGAAGCUGAGAAAAUCUUUGAGAAAAUGCCAGAGAGAAAUAUCAUCAGCUGGAACUCAAUGCUUUCUUGUUAUACCCAAGCUCGGUAUCUGUGUAGAGCUAAAUGCCUCUUUGACAAGAUGCCAAGAACAAACGAGAUCUCCUGGACUUCAAUUCUCCAGGCAUUUGAAAAGAGCGGAGAUAUUGACCAGGUAAAAGCUCUAUUUGAUGAAGCGCCCAUGAGAGAUCUUCGUUUCUUCACCACGGUCAUUGCAGCAUAUGCCUUCAAAGGGCACCUUUUAUAUGCGAAGAAGACAUUUGACUUGAUGCCAUCUCACGACGGAUUUGCACUCACUGCUGUCAUCGUCGCUACGGCGCAGUCGGGUCAACCGGUUGACACAAAGUCAAUGUUUGACCGCUUAGUUUGCAGGAGCUGCGUAGCCUGGACGGCCUUGAUUCAUGGUUAUGCCCGUUUCGGGCAUCUUCGUGACGCUGAAGACACGUUCCAACGAAUGCCAUUGCGGGAUCUACACUCGUGGAGCCUGAUGAUCGUGUCAUACGAGCGGAACGAGAAGCUGGAGGAGGCACGGAGAGCUUUUGGCGAGAUGCCCGAGCACGAUGAAGUGUCUUGGAACACCAUGCUGGCAGCGAGUUUUAGGAUUGGCGAUACCGUCGAUUGUUUGGAAAAGCUUGUUGCGAGCAUGCCAAAGUUUCUGUCAGGGUGCUGGGUUCUCAUAGCUGCCUGGUCCAAGCACGGCCAGACGGAGAAUGCAAAGAAGAUCUUUGAUGACAACCUCGCAAGAGGUGAGAUCGAUGGCUACUGUUGGAAUGCAAUGCUUGGAGCUUAUGUCCAGAAUGGACAGGGUUUGGAAGCCAUAGAGAUAUUCCGAGAGAUGGUUUGCCAUGGUGCGAAGCCAGACGAGGCAUCGUUUCUGAAUCUCUUCACGGCGUGUAGUCAAGCUGGGUUGCUAGAGGAGAGUCGGGACAAUUUCGUGUCGAUGCUGCAGGACCAUAUGAUGAAACCAACGAGGGAGCAUUUCGGAGUGAUGAUGGAUUCAUUGGCGAGGAAUGGCAGGCUCGAGGAAGCCAAAGAAGUGGCCGAGGACAUGCCUUUCAAGCCCGACAGCGUGACGUGCAGAAUUCUGCUGGGUGGCUGCAAGCUACACAGAGAUGAGGGGCUCGCAAAGGCAGCUGGAGAGAGCGCCAUUAGAUCCGCAGCUCAAGAGAAGUCGUCAGCAAAUUACGUGAUCCUUUCCAGCGUGGUACGCAGCCAUGGAGAAGAAAGUGAGCAUCGAAUAGCAAAUGGGAUGAUCACUGGGUGGAGCUACGAGGAUGCAGUGGCGGCCGUGGUGGGCAAUAACAAGUAUGAGCCCGUCGCUCCCUAG